GCUUCAUAAAUAAUUAAUAUCAAAGAAUGUUUAAAUAUGAAAAUGGGUUAUUUAAGAUAACUAUUAAAGAAGGAUCCUAUUAUUAAUCUAGCUGCUCCACAAAUGAUUCAAUAAGAAAAGGUUACAUCAUAAAAUGAUAAUAGGGAUAAUAGGAUAAUAGAAAAAGAAAAUGAAAUUUAGAAAGCUUAGAUAGAUAUUGAUCAGUAUAUUCUUGCAAGUUAAAUCGAUUCAAAUAAUUAUUAAAGUUAUUUCACAUCGAUAAAUUUUAAUUCUGUAUGGAAAGAAAUAUAAAUUGAUGAUGAAAUAAUCCUGCUUAACCAUAUGAACAAUGGAAUUUUUAUGAAUUUUGAAAUUAUUUUUCUCUAAAUAUCUAUAUAUAUAGUAAUUCUAAUGAUAUUUAAAAGUCUAUUUUUUAAGUCUUCUAAAAAUUUUAUAAAAACAUUUAAUUGUUAAAUUAAAUUAAAAUUUACAUGAAAUCUGCUAAUAAAAGUAUAUCAGAUAUUUUUUUUAUGAAUCAAAGAACUCCAUUAAGUGAAAUCAAAAAUUAAUCCAUGUAUUUAGAUUGUUAUGAAGAAUAAUAAUAAUAGAUUUAAGUUCUUGAAAAAAAAUUAUUAGAAUAACAAUAAAUUAAUUUAAAAUAAACAGAAGAAAUAGAUUCAUUAAAAUGCGAUGUUAAAAGUGCAAAAUAAUUAAUUGAUUAAACAUAAAAUUAAUUAGAUUAAUUUUAUGAAGAAAUGAAGAAGAAGGAAGAAUAAUUAUUUAAUUUUGAAAAAUAAAUAAGAGAAAAAGAAAUGGAGUUGAUAAAUAAAGAAUUGUCAUUAGUGAAUAGAUAAACAUAAACUGAAGAAACUUAAAUAUAGUUAAUUUCUGAAUCAAAUGAAUAAGAAUCAUCAAUUGAUAUUGAUAUUGCUCGAGUUUUAUUUGAAAAAAGAAUUCAUAAAGAAUAUAAAAUACUUUAAGAAAAAUAACAUGAAUUAUAAGCUAGAGAAAAUGCUAUAAUCUUUAGAGAAAAUAAAAUAAAAGAGUUUAUGAAUAAACUAUCAUCUGCAAUGUGA
Messenger RNA from Paramecium sonneborni, 1055 nucleotides. NCBI's taxonomy places the organism in Eukaryota, Ciliophora, Oligohymenophorea, Peniculida, Parameciidae. The record is from the annotation of a GenBank genome assembly.